GAACGCUUCUAUAUACGGAAUCGGAACCUGAGUUGCUCGGCCGAGCAUUAAUAUAUAUAUAUAUAUAUAUAUAUAUAAAUAAUAUAUAUAUAUACACACACUUGACCAAUCGGAAUCGGAAUAUAGCUUAUCAGUCCAAAACAGAGUCCAGUUGGCACAGCUCGGUGGAAAUAAGGCAACAGUACAGUCGUACAGCUUCAAGUGAACACAAGUGGUAGAUUCUUCAGUUCCCGAAAUCCUCAAGUACCCGAAAUCCUUCAAAUCGAAAUAAUGGCAGCAAAAAGAAUGGAUUUAAAUAGACGCACCUUUUUGGUGUUGAGUGGCAGCUCAAAUCCAUUGGGCCAAUCCCUGGCAGUGGAGUUCUGCAGGCGUCUGGCCGCUGGAUCCCUUGCUUUGAUCUUGGAUGAGGAUCAGGAGCAGCUUCGGGAGCUGGAGAAUCAUCUUCAGAGCGAACUAAAGACGGAGAACGUUAUGGUGAUGACUGGAAAGUUGGAUCCGAGUCACUCGAAUGGUGUGCAGCUAAUGGAACAGGCAUUGAAGGAUCAUUUUAGGCCGGAAAAGGACAACCAACGCUUCGAGCGAUCCAUAAUCCUCCACAACGAGGGAAUGGCGGCCACGCAUGUGCUCUUGGAACCCCAGAGCGACGACGAUUGGAAGGCCUAUGUCCAGCAGCAACUCUAUGCACCGGUGGCCCUCAAUCAAACGUGGCUGGAAUCGGAGUACUUGGAGCAGGUGGAGAAACUGGCGGUGAACGUUACCUCCUCCCUGAUGGUUCGCCCAUUGGUCCAUGCCGGGCUGCUCUGCUCCUGCAAGCGGGCCAGGGACAUGUACUUCCGCGCCAUGGCCGCCGAGGAGUAUCGUUUCGGUGUCCAUGUGCUCAGCUUCUCACCCGGACUGAUGGCCACCCACGAAGGCCAAUGCGAUGUGAACGGCAAUCGGAUCACUCCCGCCGAUCUGGUCGCCUCGAAGAAGUUGCUCCAGCUGCCCAGGAUCCAGCCCUGCCAGGCCACCCUCAAGCUGAUCAACAUUCUGGAGGAGAUCUCCUUUGUCUCCGGUCACGAUGUCGACUACUACGACACCUUCGUUUUAUGAGUAGCACCGUGGUGGUGGGCUGCGUCCCUGAUGGACUCGGUUCUGUUCUUGGUUAACGAUUGGGAUGCUGUACAUGACUUGAUUGCCUUGGAAAUGAAUAAAAUCUGGCCAA
Drosophila erecta is the source of this 1204-nucleotide messenger RNA. RefSeq names its product sepiapterin reductase. Gene Ontology annotation, molecular function: sepiapterin reductase (NADP+) activity. Gene Ontology annotation, biological process: tetrahydrobiopterin biosynthetic process. Bases 271 to 1092 code for a protein of 273 amino acids. The transcript has a single exon. The record is from RefSeq and is a predicted model, not a curated record. Lineage: Eukaryota; Metazoa; Arthropoda; Insecta; Diptera; Drosophilidae.